UCCAAUUGUUUGGUAUGUUAGCUCUUUUAGGAGACAAACCCGGCAUCAUAGAAACCUGUUCUUGUUGAAUCUUUACCCAAACAAAGGAAAGAAAAAAAGGAGAAGGAAAAAUCCCAAAAAGAAAGAAAGUGGAAGGAACAAAUUAAAUGCAAGCAUUGAUCACCAACUUCUCCUUUUGCUCUCCUCUUCAAUCCAACAGCAAAACUCUGAACAUUGUUCUUUUCAAAAAACUAGAAACAGCCCAUUUCAUCGAACCAUUACAGCAAAUAGGACACACAACACAAACAAUCUCAAGAAAAAAACAAAACAAAACAGAUACAGCUUGUUGUAUCUGUCUUUGUCCUGAUGGUACCCUUCCAAGUCUCCCCUUUUCUUGGUUUGCUGCAAAAAUGCAGCUGUUGUUCUUGAAAACUAGUACGAAACAACAACAAUGAGAGAUGGAGAAGGGAGGAGAGAGAACAAAGAAUGAGUCUUUGUAGGUAGGUAGAAAGAGAGAAAUGAGCAUAGAGAACAUUGGCAUAAUAAAGGCAUGGGAAGCAAAACUUAGGAAAUCACAAGCAACAAAGAAGAAGAAAAACAACAGUGUCUUUCUCACCAUGAUGUCAGCAGCAGUAGCUCAUGUAGAUGAUGAUGAUCCUCCUUGUAAAGAACCUGUGUACCAUGCAGAAAAGGCCCUUUGUAAUGGUGAUUUCUACACAGGCCUAUGGCUUGACAACCUCCCUCAUGGACAUGGAAAAUAUCUUUGGACAGAUGGUUGCAUGUAUCUUGGUGAAUGGUAUAAAGGUAAGACAAUGGGAAAGGGUAAAUUUGGUUGGUUUUCUGGUGCUACUUACGAGGGUGAUUUCAAGGGGGGUUAUAUGGAUGGUAGAGGGACCUUUACAGGAUCUUCAGGUGAUGCUUAUAGAGGUUAUUGGGUUAUGAAUUUGAGACAUGGACAAGGUACACAGAGUUAUGCUAAUGGUGAUUGUUAUGAUGGUGAUUGGAGAAGAGGUUCACAAGAUGGACAUGGAAGGUACCAAUGGAAUACUUCGAAUCGUUAUAUUGGUCAAUGGAAGAGUGGUUUGAUGAAUGGUAAUGGAACUAUGAUUUGGAGCAAUGGGAAUAGGUAUGAUGGGUUUUGGCAGGAUGGACUGCCUAAAGGAAAUGGGAGUUUCAGAUGGUCAGAUGAAAGUUUUUAUGUGGGUUUUUGGAGUAAAGAUCCUAAUGAGCAAAAUGGAACUUAUUAUCCAUCUGGGUCUGCGUCAGGGAAUUUGGAUUGGGAUCCCCAGGAGGUGUAUUUGGAUUUGAACGAUUGCAAGAUUUCUACUUGUGAAACGAUGUCAAUUUUUCCAUCACUGAAGAUGUUGAAUUGGCCUGGGGUUCUUGAUCAAGGGAAUGCUAAUCCAAUGAAAGGAAAUGGUGGUGAAGGAAGGCUCAGGAGGAUAUCAGUGGAUGGGAGGCUGAGUAACUACAGCGUGGCUUCUUUUGAUGGCUGUGAUGUUUAUAGUGGUGGGGUUGAUGGGAAUUUGAGGGAUGUAGACGAAGGGUUUGGAAAUCUCCAAGUUGAAGAAUUGGAUCCAAAAAUAUCUAAAUGGAGAACACAGCCUGUGAAGAAGCAAGGGGAAACAAUAUCAAAAGGGCAUAAGAAUUAUGAACUCAUGCUCAAUCUGCAGUUGGGAAUAAGACAUUCGGUGGGACGGCCUGCUCCAGCUAUAUCUCUUGAUCUUAAGUCUUCGGCAUUUGAUCCCAAAGAAAAAGUUUGGACUAAAUUUCCAUCAGAGGGAUCCAAGCACACCCCACCUCACCAGUCUUCCGAGUUUAAAUGGAAGGAUUAUUGCCCUGUAGUUUUCAGGACUCUAAGGAAAUUGUUCAAUGUGGAUGCAGCUGAUUACAUGUUAUCGAUAUGUGGGAAUGAUGCGCUUAGGGAACUCUCAUCCCCGGGAAAAAGUGGAAGCUUUUUUUACCUGACAAAUGAUGAUCGCUACAUGAUAAAGACAAUAAAGAAGGCAGAAGUAAAAGUCCUCUUGAGGAUGCUGCCAGCCUACUAUAAUCAUGUUCGGUCUUUUGAGAACACUCUAGUAACCAAAUUUUAUGGUCUUCAUUGCGUAAAAUUAACAGGGCCGAAUCAGAAGAAGGUCCGAUUUGUCAUUAUGGGGAAUCUGUUUUGUUCUGAUUUUUCUAUUCAUCGGCGCUUUGACUUGAAAGGUUCGUCCCAUGGUCGCAUGACUUCUAAACCUGAGUCAGAAAUUGAUCCAACAACAACCCUCAAGGACCUUGAUCUCAAUUACAUAUUUCGGUUGCAGAAAUCUUGGUUCCAAGAGUUUUGCAGGCAAGUGGACAGAGAUUGUGACUUCCUUGAACAGGAGAGAAUAAUGGACUACAGUCUUUUGGUUGGUCUACACUUUCGAGAAGCUUCAUACAGGGAAUCCCUCACACCCCCUCGUACUUCUGGAGUUUGGACUCCCACCGGAAUUCGCACUCCUACUGGAGUUCAGACUCCCAAUGGACUUCGGACUCCCACUGGAAUUCGCACUCCUACUGGAGUUCAGACUCCCAAUGGACUUCGAACUCCCACCGGACUUCACAGUCCUACAGGAAUGGGAGAUGAAACUGAAUCGGGAGCUCCACGCCUUUCCAGAGUAGAUUUGGAUAAGCUUUUCAUCGAUCCCACUCGGUGGGCUUCCAUUAAAUUAGGUAUAAACAUGCCGGCAAGGGUCGAAAAGACAGCCAGGAGAAGAGAUGGUGAAGCUCAGCUAAUUGGAGAACCAACUGGGGUGUUAUAUGAAGUCGUCCUAUUUUUCGGUAUCAUAGACAUUCUACAAGACUAUGAUAUAAGCAAAAAGCUCGAGCACGCAUACAAGUCCAUGCAGUAUGAUCCAACUUCAAUCUCUGCCGUUGAUCCAAAGCAAUACUCAAAACGCUUUCGGGAUUUCAUCUUCAGAGUAUUUACAGAAGACGCUUGAAGGGUAUAAAUUGAUUAGAAUCGUCAUAUCGCAACCCGUGGCCAUAUAUGUGCUCGGCUAGAGAUGAGAGUACUUAAAUGUAGACUAAAGGUUACUGUUUCACCAUAUAUUUGACCACAGGGAAUGAUUUGUUGCAGCUGGGAAUAGGUUUUCAGAAAUCGGGCAUUGUAUAUUUCCCCUCACCAUCAUAUCCACUAAUUUAGUUACAUAUGAUAUAUCAUAGGAAAGGUACAUACCAGAGCUACUCGAGCUUGUUUCAAGUGUAAAUGAGUUAACCAGGUGGAGUACUUACAUAUAUUGAAAUUGAUUCUUUUUGGACCUAAUUUUUAUCCCCGCAAGGCGAGAAGUUUCUGGGUUCAGAAUCAAACUAUGUACAGAAGAAAAGUGAAAUGGAACAAACUUCAGAGUCUUUGAAUC
Messenger RNA from Populus euphratica (Euphrates poplar), 3359 nucleotides. Its product is annotated as phosphatidylinositol 4-phosphate 5-kinase 6-like. Gene Ontology annotation, molecular function: 1-phosphatidylinositol-4-phosphate 5-kinase activity; ATP binding. Gene Ontology annotation, biological process: phosphatidylinositol phosphate biosynthetic process. NCBI's taxonomy places the organism in Eukaryota, Viridiplantae, Streptophyta, Magnoliopsida, Malpighiales, Salicaceae. The transcript is spliced from 8 exons. Gene Ontology annotation, cellular component: plasma membrane. Bases 498 to 2942 code for a protein of 814 amino acids. The record is from RefSeq and is a predicted model, not a curated record.